CCUGUUGCAACACUGCUGGUGCUUCCACUCUCCCUCCCACUCCGAAACUGCAGCUGAUUGCUCUCGCUUCCCUCCCUUCCUUCCCCAUCGCACCUGGGUGCCGAGCCUCCCGCCCGCCUUUCCCCGGGGACCUGCAGCCUGGCAUGAGUCUGGGGGCUCCAUCCCCAGGCGAGCAGGGUCUGGGUUCCCCCAGAAGGGAUGGAUGGCCCCAGGGCUCAUGCCUGAGGCUGGGGUGCUUUCCACAGCUCUGCUCAGAGCUGAGUGGAGAAGGCAGGAGGUGCUGUGUGUGUGUGCAGGCUGCCCCGUGGGCUGUGUGUGGCCAGGCACGAUUCCUUCUUGCCGUGCAAGGGGCAGAGCUGGGUCCCUGCUGGGGCACUCCCGAGCCCCCACCUCUGCUUGCAGCACAGCACGGAAAUCACCGGCUCUCCUUCAUCUGCCUGACUUUUAGGCUAAAAGCCACAACAGCGCGAAAAGCUCUCGCAGCCAAUGGAACAUUUGCAGCGAGGACGUCAGAAAAAAAAUGGCUCAAACCACAGCCGCACGUGUGAGAGAGGUGCUGCUCCGAGUCUGACUUUUAUUCAAAAGGCAGCAAAGGAUGAGUAAAGGCUUUGUGGGCAGCAGCUACAGCUCGCUUGUCAGGGCAGCACACACUCCUUGGCAGAAAAAUCAUCCCUGUAAAGCCGCUGCUGUUUGCUCUCUGCGCCGGUGGCCACCCAGCAGUAACCAGUUGUGCUGGUUGCUGGGAGCCCUGAUAAAACUUUUGUUAGCUCCUCUGAUAGAGCUCAAAAAAAGAAUUAAUAGUAAUUGGACUUUAGACUGUUGAGGAAAUUGGUAGCUGAUUGUUCACCCAAGCGUAAGAAAGGGCACGCGCUUCCUGCUCAGCAGCAACAGGAGCAGUUGGAGCUGCAGCGGGUGUCGGUGCUGAGCUGGGGAUGCUUCAGCACCCUGCAGUGCUGCUGCCUGGUGAAUUGGGGUUUUUGGUGCGAUGGCAAGCUCUGUCCUUCCCAGCACCACGAUACUGCUCAUCUGAUAACUGCAACGUUACACCUGCAGCAGGAGGAGACGUGCAAAAUACCAGAUAUGUGGCAGUAGCUGUAAGAGAGCACGGCAUCGCCCAGCAGCGUCCCUCCCAGCCUCCAUGCCUCUGCAGCCAGCAGCAUCUUCAGCAUCCGACCUCCGCAGCCUCGAGAGAACGUCCUUGGCAUUAGCUUCAAGCCCUACAGCCCAGAGUCCGGCCCGGCCCCGGCCCCCUGCACGACCUGUGAGAGCACACGAUCCUCGAUGUUCAGAGCUCCCUGCAUGAGCCAGCGGCGGCUUGCGCUCAUCUUCUGCGUCUCCGUCCUCAUCGUGCUGCUCGUCGCCCUCAUCCUGCUGUUUAUGUUCUGGCGGUCACAGACCGGCAUCGUGUACAAGGAGCCCGCCGAGAGCUGCAAGGACAGCCCCGUGCGCUGCAACGGCAUCGUCGACUGCUCGCAGAGGAGCGACGAGCUGGGCUGCGUGCGGUUCGGGGCCGACCAGUCCCUGCUCCACGUCUACUCCAGCACCGAGAGCCAGUGGCUGCCGGUGUGCAGCAGCGCCUGGAACGAGUCCUUCUCCAGGAAGACCUGCCGGCAGCUGGGCUUUCAGAAUGCAUCGCAGACAGAAUACGUCCCCCUGCACGUCGCCGGCAAGAGCCUCAUGGUGACGAACGAGCGCGACACCAUCCAGCAGAGCCUCAACAGCUCCCAGUGUCUCACGGGGAAGUACGUCUCCCUGCGAUGCACAACCUGCGGGCAGCGGAUUUUGGGGCGGAUCAUCGGAGGGAAGGAAACCUCGGUGAGCAAGUGGCCCUGGCAGGUCAGCGUGCAGUACGGGCCCGUCCACAUCUGCGGCGGCACCAUCAUCGGCGCGCAGUGGGUGCUCACGGCCGCGCACUGCUUCUUCAUGAACAGCAUGAAGAUUCUGGAUGACUGGAAGGUGUACGGGGGGGUCUCGGACCUGAAGCAGCACACGGAGGGCAUCCCGGUCUCCCAGGUCAUCAUCAACUCCAACUACAGCGAUGACCACGACGACUACGACAUCGCCCUCAUGAAGCUCUCCCGGCCGCUGACGCUCUCAGCUCAGGUGCGCCCGGCCUGCCUCCCCAUGCACGGCCAGCGAUUCCAGACAGGCAGGUCCUGCUUCAUCACCGGCUUCGGGAAGACCAGGGAGAAUGAAGAAAACACCUCCCCAAAGCUGCGGGAGGCCGAGGUGAAGCUCAUUGACUACAAGAUCUGCAACAGCGACAAGGUGUACGAGGGCUACCUGACCCCGCGCAUGAUGUGCGCUGGGUACCUGCAGGGGGGGAAGGAUGCGUGCCAGGGUGACAGCGGAGGGCCCCUGGUCUGCGAGGACAACGGCCGCUGGUACGUGGCCGGGGUGACGAGCUGGGGCACGGGAUGUGGCCAGAAGAACAAGCCGGGGGUCUACACACGUGUGACGAAGCUCCUCAGCUGGAUAUACAGCAAAAUGGAGAGCGAGAACGACUAAGGCCGGGCUGGAACCCGCACGGCUGCGCCGGCCGGCACCGACCCCCUCACUGUGCUGCUGCCAGGGCGAGACGUGCCAGCAGCUGUGUGCCCCCACAUCUCCGUCUGCCCUCGCUGCUGGGGACCUGCCACUGCCCAGACUGAAAACGUGGCACCUCCAGAGUGCCCCUGCCCUGGCUGGGGCGAGGGAGGUGGCUGGAGGUGGCCAGGCAGUGGCUCUGCCCGGUGCUGCCCGCGAUGGAUGUGCCAGCUCUGAGCCACCUCGCCCGGCACCUGCAGCUCCUGUCCUGUAAAAAUAGAAGUGUCCGGACUGCGGUGCCAAGUAAAUGCUCACCUGCAGGACAGGGGCACGGCUGGUGGGCGAGGGGCUGCUGCCCACCCACGGAGGCAGAUGCAGAUGGAAAGCAGGAGCAGGAAAGCUGCGGGGUGCCUGUGGCGAGGGAGCCCCUUCCCCUGCACGCUGCGGGGACAGUGCAGCAGGGAGCCCCCAGGCGCAGCUCCAGCAUCUGCUGGGGGGAGCAGUGGUUGCUCCCCUAUCUGCAGAGAGGCUUAGGAAGCACCUUUUAAAUGAAGUUCCUCCCUGUGAGAUAAAAGCCCAUUUAUUUAUUUUUCUAUGCUGUGGAAGUGGUGUGUGCAAGCACUCGCUCCUGGAACUGCGUGCAGCCGCUCUCAGGUCCCUGCUGCCCCAAAAGGAUUUUGGCAGUGGUGAGGGGCAGGCCUGUGGUCCCAGGGAGCUGCAGCGACAGAAGCUGAAUCCCGAGGUGGAGCAUGAAGGAAAGCAGCCCCCCUUCCCUGUUGUGGCAUCUCCCAGCUGCUGGCUCAGUAACCGGUGCUGGAUUUCUUCAUCUCACCUGAUGAGCGCCCAGAGCUUGCCUGUCCCAGGGCCAUGCUGCACGGUGUCACCGAAGGGAACAUCCACGCUCAGCCUGUGCCCUGGAGCAGAUGUUUUGAGGCAGUGCACCUCUGGAUGGAUGGAUGGAUGGAAGCCCCCCAGUGUGUGGUCGGCUGUGGAGGUCCCCAGUGUGCGCGGCUGCCCUGCACUCUCAAUAAACGUUUCGGUACUGCUUGCACGCAGACAGGCUCUUUGGGACCUGCUGGGGGAAGCUGCUGGGCCCAGACCUAGGCUGGGGCUGUGCAGUGGGGCUCCAGGGCUGCCCUCACCUCCUGGCUCGCUGGGCUCCAGCAGCAAGGCCAAGUGUGCUGCAGGGGGUGCAGUGAGGAUGGAGCAAGGAUGGGGCCAGAGCUCCAUGCUGCCACGCAGUGCACAGUGCUCAGCAUCCACUGCACGUUGGCUCCUGGAUUUUAUUUCAUGGGGGUGCAGGU
Molecule: messenger RNA, 3830 nt
Organism: Anas platyrhynchos (mallard)
Lineage: Eukaryota; Metazoa; Chordata; Aves; Anseriformes; Anatidae
Source: RefSeq, a predicted model, not a curated record